GCCAUUCGUAUGUCUCGGCAUUGUGGGAUAGCAUCAGGAGGUCAGCGACGCUCCGGGUAAAUUCCGUUUUACCCAAACACUUUCUUUGGAUAUUAACGGAUUUUACGGAUUACAGCGAUGCGGGGAGAUGAAACUGAUUCGGAGUCGGUUAAAUCGGACGAUGGCCCGAUACGGAGGAAUCUCGAGGCGCUUUGUCAAGAGCUCAAUAUGGACGAGGAGACGGCAGCCGAAGCGCUCCAGAACUUCAGCUCCAUCUGGAACACGUACACGCUAGAGGGUGAUGUCGUGCACUGGCUGGCCUGUUCUCUGUAUGUUGCCUGUAGGAAGAGCUCUAUCCCUACAGUGGGACGGGGUGUGAUGGAGGGCAACUGCGUUUCCCUUACGAGGAUCCUGCGCUCAGCCAAGCUCAGUUUGAUCCAGUUCUUCAGCAAGAUGAAGAAAUGGUCGGACAUGUCGAACCUCUCUCAGGAUUUCCGUAGCCGUAUAGGUCGACUAGAGCGCAAUUUCGAAGUGUCGACAGUGAUUUUCCGAAAAUUUGAGCCAAUAUUUCUGGACAUGUUUCAGGAUCCUCAGGGCGAACCUCCUCGCCUGCCUAGAAGCCGCAAACACCGGCGUCUUCCAUGCCACAUCAGUGACGUCUUCAAGUUCUGUUGGACUCUCUUUGUGUAUACAAAAGGUAAUUUCCGCAUGAUUGGAGAUGACCUGGUAAACUCCUAUCACCUCCUGCUCUGCUGUCUGGACCUGGUGUUUUGCAACGCUCUCAUGUGCUCCAACAGGAAAGAUCUCAUCAAUCAACACUUCAGAGGACUGCCAAAGGACACUGAAAACUUGGAGGAGAUGCCCUGUGUCAUUGACAAGUUGUGUGAACUGCAUGAUGGUUUGGUGGUGGAGGCCAAAGGCAUAAAGGAGCACUACUUCAAACCCUACAUAAAGACACUGUUUGAGAAAAAGAUAUUAAAAGGUGAUGCUGACACUCUGACUGAAUUACUGGACACCCCACAUUUCCAAGACAACAAUAAAGCCAUAAAUCGUGAGUAUGAGGAAUAUGUUUUGACUGUGGGGGAUUUUGACGAGCGAGUGUUUUUGGGGGCCGAUGCAGAUGAGGAGAUCGGCACACCUCGCAAAUCCACCGCUGAUCCUCCUUCAGGUCAACUAUCCGCCCGCAUGCAGGUGGAGAACAACCUUCAGCAGCACUUUGAAAAGACACGAUCCCUUGCUCCCUCUACACCUCUAACGGGUCGACGGUAUUUGAAGGAGAAAGAGGUGCUGGUCACCCCCGUUUCCUCAGCCACUCAAAGUGUGAGCCGUCUGCAGAGCAUGGUGUCCGGCCUACGAAACGCACCAAGUGAUGCUCUGGUCCAAAUAUUUAAUUCUUGCUCUCGAAAUCCCACUGAAUCCAUUCUGAACCGAGUGAAGACCAUGGGAGAGAUAUUUAAACAGGCCUACACCAAACCCACAGAUGACCUGCCAGGAGCACAUAUGGAUUUUGCAGAGAAUCGUCUGAAGCUGGCAGAGAUCUUGUACUUCAAGAUCCUGGAGAAUAUCAUGACUCUGGAGAUGAAGAGAUUACAGGGCAAAGAUAUGGCGGUCCUGUUAGAGCAGGAGGUGCUCCAUUGCUCUCUGUUGGCGUGCUGUCUGGAGGUGGUGCUGUUUGCGUACAGCUCUCAAAGAACCUUCCCAUGGAUACUGGAAAUCUUACAGAUCCCACCUUUCUACUUUUACAAGGUGAUUGAGGUGUUCAUCCGCUCUGAGGAGGGGUUGUCCCGAGACAUGGUGAAGCAUUUGAACAGUAUCGAGGAGCAGGUGCUGGAAAGCAAAGCCUGGACUAGAGACUCGGCCCUGUGGAACGCGCUUAACAAAUCUAACAAUAAAAUCCCUACUGUGGAAGAGGUAAAUUUUUCCAAUAGUUUUGACACGGGCAACAAUGCAGGCGGUCCCACUCACCUGCCGUUGGUAGCGCUAUCCCCCAUCAUCCACCCUCGCAUCAGGGAGGUCCGCACAGGCCUGGGCUCCAGCGCACGCAAAGACAUCCCUCAAUCUCCCCUCUCUCUCCACGAUCGCUACAGCUCUCCAGCGGCUGGCAGCGCUAAGAGGCGCUUGUUUGGUGACGACGCUCCACCACAGUCCCCAGUGAAAAGAAUCUCAGUCACUCCCAUCAAAAUCAUCCCCAACUCCAUGGAAAACAACCAGAACACCACCACCACAACGACUGUCCUCUCCAUGGCAACCAUAAACGGCCAGCAGCUCACUAUUCCACUGCCGAUGAUGAAAAACGAGAUGGGCGGCAUCACAGUCAUCCAACUUCAGGCCAAUGAGAUGAACCCUCUCACGGGCCAUGUCUUACUGACCUCCUCCCCCAGCCGAACCGUAGCUCCACUCGCCAGCUCCGACACACAGCCUCUGGCAACCAGCAAACCCCGCCGCACUGGAUCCCUCGCGCUAUUCUUCAGGAAGGUGUAUCAUUUAGCCAGCGUGCGUCUGCGAGACCUGUGUCUGAAGCUGGAUAUCUCCUCAGAGCUGCGAGGGAAGAUCUGGACGUGUUUCGAGCAUUCUCUGCUGCACUGCACUGACCUGAUGAAGGACAGACACCUGGACCAGCUGCUGCUCUGUGCCAUCUACAUUAUAUCCAAGAUAACAAAAGAAGAGCACACUUUUCAGGACAUUAUGAAAUGCUACCGAACCCAACCUCAGGCCCACAGUCACGUGUACCGCAGUGUUUUACUGAAGAGGCGUCCCAGAGAGCAGCAGGCAGAUGAGAACAUGGAAGUGGAUCCACCAGCAGACCAGUCAGCCAAUGAGAGGAUGGAACAGGCUGACAGCGAAUCAGAGGAUAGAGGAGACCUCAUCCAGUUCUAUAACUCUGUUUAUGUGUUAAAGAUGAAAUCAUUCGCUCUCAAAUAUGCACAUUCCACGCUUGAUAACAAGAUGGAGGCUCCUCCAUUAUCUCCAUUCCCAUCGGUUCGGGCUCAGCCUCUCUCUCCUCGCCGUGUGUCUCAGAGACACUCCAUCUUUGUCUCUCCUCAUAAAAACGGCUCGAGUCUCACCCCCAGUGCCUACACGUACAAGUUCACUGGCAGCCCAUCAAAGGAGCUGAGUGACAUAAACCAGAUGAUCCGUCAGGGUGGGGUGAGCAAGAAGCGGGCGUUCACUAUGGAUGGCGACGAGACCGAGUCUCCAUCUAAAUGCCUCCGGCAGGAGAACGACGACGUGCUGCUCAAACGCCUGCAGGAUGUGGUCAGUGAGAGAGCGAGUCUCUGACCUGUGGGACGCCCAGUCUCAUUACAGACCCAAAAAAAGCCAAAAACUCUUCCUAUGUGCUGCUCAACGACUCCAGGAUGUAGAGAGAGAUGCGACAACAAUCAGUCUCUUAUCAGUUUAGAAUCGAGCGCAUUAAUUAUGUCACAGAACAACAA
Messenger RNA from Rhinichthys klamathensis goyatoka, 3413 nucleotides. It is a transcript of the gene rbl1, whose product is annotated as retinoblastoma-like 1 (p107). Gene Ontology annotation, molecular function: RNA polymerase II transcription regulatory region sequence-specific DNA binding. The transcript has 22 exons. Gene Ontology annotation, cellular component: chromatin; nucleus; transcription regulator complex. NCBI's taxonomy places the organism in Eukaryota, Metazoa, Chordata, Actinopteri, Cypriniformes, Leuciscidae. The coding region runs from base 118 to 3258 and encodes 1046 amino acids. Gene Ontology annotation, biological process: negative regulation of G1/S transition of mitotic cell cycle; cell differentiation; regulation of transcription by RNA polymerase II. The record is from RefSeq and is a predicted model, not a curated record.